Molecule: messenger RNA, 1968 nt
Organism: Aspergillus brunneoviolaceus CBS 621.78
Lineage: Eukaryota; Fungi; Ascomycota; Eurotiomycetes; Eurotiales; Aspergillaceae
Product: NAD(P)-binding protein
Exons: 6
Coding region: 1-1968 (655 amino acids)
Biological process (GO): steroid biosynthetic process
Molecular function (GO): 3-beta-hydroxy-Delta5-steroid dehydrogenase (NAD+) activity
Source: RefSeq, a predicted model, not a curated record
AUGGAUUAUUACAACACGCCAGCCGCCGCCCCGCCGCCCGGGGUGGUCCCCAACUUCGUCAACCCGCCAUCCCAGCGGACGACGAUCAUCGUGCUGCAGUCGAUUUUCCUGUUUCUGGCGCUACUGGCGGUGUCCGCCCGCGUCUGGGUGCGAACAAGUAUCAUCAAAUUCUGGGGCGCCGAAGACAGCGGCAUCACCUUCCCAUGGACGGUCUGCUUCGCCAAGAUCUCGAUUCUGUUGCUGUAUAAGCGCGUGUUCCCGCUGCACCGCGAGAUCGUCGCCGUCUGGAUCGGCAUCGUGGCCGACGCGGUGCUCUACACGUUCUGUAUUGCCGUCGCCAUCGGCAGCCUGGUGCAGUGCGCGGAGCUGUCGCAGCUGGAGGCCCCUUACUGCAAGUUCACCUCCGGGACGAUGAUCACGAUCCAGUCGGUGAUCAACGUGGUGACGGACUUCUACGUGCUGCUGCUGCCCAUCCCGCGGCUGCUGAAGCUGCAGGUCAGUCGGCGGCGGCGGAUCGGGCUGCUGGUGACGUUUAUGAGUGGGCUUGGAGCCUGCGCGGCUAGUCUGGCGCGGCUGGUGAAUUUCCAGCUGAAUGAUAGCUCGGAUGUGUUUUGGACGACGGGGCGGAAUGCUCAGUUUACGAUCGUCGAGAUGAACAUCGCCAUCAUCGUCGCCUGCGCUACCUCCUUCCCCAUGUGCUUCGCGCGUCUCCGCUCCCUCACCUCCUCCUUCUACAACUCGGCCGUCUCCCUACUCCAAAGCGGCAGCCGGGAGACGCCCAAGAAUUGGGAACGGCUGAAGAAUGGCAAGGGGGACGGGCGGAUGGACUCGCAGGAGCUGGACCCCGUCCUCGUCACCGGCGGCAACGGCUUCAUCGCCUACCACAUCAUCGCCAAGAUCCUGGAGAGUGAACCGGAGUGCACCAUCCACUGCAUCGACGUGAACACGCAGCGUAACCGCCACGCGGGGGCGAACGUGCACUACCACCAGGGCGACAUGGCGAGCGCGGCGGACGUGCAGCGCAUCAUGCAGCUGGCGCGCCCGGCGACCAUCUUCCACACCGCCUCGCCCGAGUUCUCCGACGAGCCCGAGUCCGCCUACCGGGGCAUCAUCGUCGACGGCACGCACCACCUCCUCGCCGCCGCCUGGGCGGUGGGCACCGUGCGCGCCCUCGUCAACACCUCGACCUCGGGCGUCAUCAACGACAACCACACCGACCUGGUCAACGCCGCCGAGGACCUGCCCAUCCUGCGCCCGCCCGCCCAGCAGCGCCUCUACUGCAUCGCCAAAGCGGACGCCGAGGACGCGAUCCAGGCCGCCAACCGCACUGCCGCCCCCACCUCCGCCGCCGGGGCCGACGACCACGGCAUCCUGACGUGCGCCAUCCGCCCCGCCCUCGCCUUCGGCGAACGCGACCACGGCACCCUCGGCAAGAUGUACGCCGUCGCCCGCCAGGGCAAGCUGCGCUUCCAGAUGGGCGACGGCCGCAACCUCUACGACUUCGUCUACGUCGGCAACCUCGCCGACGCCCAUCUCCUCGCCGCCCGGGCACUGCUGGCCGCGUGGGGGAAGCCCGCCCCCGCUGAUAGAAAGGUCGACGGCGAGUGUUUCCACAUCACCAAUGAGGAGCCCUGGCUAUUUUGGGAUUUCCAGCGCGAGGUGUCCAGGUUGGUGGGCAGGCCGGUCAGGAAGGAGGAUGUGGUCGUGAUCCCCAAGUGGGUGGGGUUGACGAUUGGGUUUGUGAAUGAGUGGGUCGCUUGGGUGGUUUCCGGGGGGACCAAAAAGGCGAAUAUGACGAGGGAGGGGAUUCGGUUUAGUACGUUGGUCAGGACGUUGAACGGGGGCAAGGCGAGGAGGGUGUUGGGGUAUUCUCCCAGGAUUGGGGUGCGGGAGGGGUUGGAGAGGAGUGUGAGGUGGUUUGUGGAGAAUGGGGGGGGGGCUUUCGAGAUGUGGUCGGUGUCUUGGUAA